UAUCCCCUAGAAGUUUGUGAUUGUAAUUCAUAUCAGCUACUAUAUGGAUGAUAACUUUGAUUUCUUUAUACAAAACUCUCUAAACAUGAAUGAAGCUUAGCACAAAAUAAUUAAUAAUCAUGGUAGUUGUUUUGCAGCCUCAUGCUUUCAAUGUUUUUCUCCACACUACAAAAAUUUACCAUGCGCAGAAUCCAACAAUUCAUAUAACAUCACCAUGCCUAAUUCAAUGUUUUAGUUCUUCUAUCCAUCAGAGACCGUCUCAAGUUGCACGUGAUUGCCGAAGUAAAACAAAGGUUUUUGCAAUGAGGAGAAGAAGGGAAAAUGAGAGAACAUAUACUUAUGUACUAUUAGAACCAGGGAAGGAUGAGAGGUUUGUGUCAGAGGAAGAGUUGAAAGAUACUUUGAAAGAGUGGCUCACAAAUUGGCCUGGCAAGACUCUGCCUCCUGAUCUUGCAAGAUAUGAAACCAUUGAUGAUGUUGUUUCUUUCUUAGCAAAGUCCUUUUGCAAACUUGAAAUUGAUAGAGAAGUUGGAUCAGUUCAGUGGUAUGAACUUCGUUUGGAGUGAAUAUAUAGAAUCAGAUUAUUCCAUCAACCAUUUCAUUUGUGUCUUGCCAACUUGUGAUUGUAAUAGUUGAGGAACCAUUUGUGUUAUUUAGAACAUUCCAUUCUCUUGUAACUGACACAAACAUGUUAUUUAUAAUUUGGAUGAAUAGUUUAAUUAAACACUUGCAACAUAAA
Messenger RNA from Medicago truncatula (barrel medic), 739 nucleotides. Its product is annotated as protein CHLORORESPIRATORY REDUCTION 7, chloroplastic. Lineage: Eukaryota; Viridiplantae; Streptophyta; Magnoliopsida; Fabales; Fabaceae. The transcript has 3 exons. The coding region runs from base 120 to 566 and encodes 148 amino acids. The record is from RefSeq and is a predicted model, not a curated record. Gene Ontology annotation, cellular component: chloroplast stroma.